ACUAAUUUCUUUUGUACUUUUAGAUGAUUGGUGCAUCUAUUUUUGCCCUCUGCUGUUGGUUACGUUUUGAACCAGGAAUAGGAGAAUGGGUAACAGAAUUGGAUUUACAAGUCUUUUACAUCGGCCUCUAUAUAUUGAUCCUUGGAGCUAUUAUCAUGAUGGUCGUUGCUUUCAUCGGAUGCCUAAGUGCACUUCAAGAAAACUCUUUGACACUUUUUGUGUAUAUUGUGACCCAGGCACUGGGAUUUGUUGUGGCUAUAGUGGGAUCAGCCGUACUGUUAGAAUACAGUACCCGGAAUUCAGCCAUGCAGCCACUUAUUAGGGAAAGCAUGAGGAGACUUAUAAUUAAUUCUCAUUACGAUAAGGCUCAAUAUACCCUUGCCAUGAUUCAGGAAAACGUUGGCUGUUGCGGAGCAGACGGUCCUCAUGACUACAUCAGUCUGCAGCACCCUCUCCCAACAACAUGCAGGGACACAGUAACCGGUAAUCCCUUUUUCCAUGGAUGUGUUGAUGAACUAACGUGGUUCUUUGAAGAGAAGACAGCCUGGGUUACAGGAUUAGCUAUGAUUGUCGCACUCAUACACGUAAUCAAUGCCGUCCUAGGUUUGGUCCUUAUCCAGGCGCUAAAGAAGGAAGAGGAUGAAGCAGAGGCAUAUAGACGUUAAGGAAUAUAAGAUGUUUCAUUGUCAAAGGCGUACAUCAAAAUUUUCUCAUUAAAAGAAUGUAUUUUUUUUCAUCUAAUCAUAUAAAUGUAUACUGACAAAUAAAUCAUAAUCAUUCCUUUUUUAA
This is a messenger RNA of Agrilus planipennis (emerald ash borer), 789 nucleotides long. RefSeq names its product tetraspanin-2A. The transcript is spliced from 4 exons. NCBI's taxonomy places the organism in Eukaryota, Metazoa, Arthropoda, Insecta, Coleoptera, Buprestidae. The record is from RefSeq and is a predicted model, not a curated record. The coding region runs from base 24 to 665 and encodes 213 amino acids. Gene Ontology annotation, cellular component: membrane.